This is a messenger RNA of Trematosphaeria pertusa, 4750 nucleotides long. Its product is annotated as ATP-dependent RNA helicase A. Lineage: Eukaryota; Fungi; Ascomycota; Dothideomycetes; Pleosporales; Trematosphaeriaceae. The record is from RefSeq and is a predicted model, not a curated record. Gene Ontology annotation, molecular function: RNA binding; ATP binding. The transcript has 4 exons. Bases 196 to 4632 code for a protein of 1478 amino acids. Gene Ontology annotation, cellular component: intracellular anatomical structure.
CUCCGCCCUCCCGCCUGCAUCUCCUCCUUUUCAGCAGUAAAGCGCGUACUAAAUGCAUCCAGGCAGCAUCGGCACCCCCAACCUCGAUCUAGCCAAGGAUCAAGCGCCCUGGUUCUCUAUACGGACGCCCACCUGAUCGCCUUUUCUUCCCAAAGGCGUUGGUCUACCACAGGAGAGACCUGGAAACCAUCUUCUAUGGCCCCCAACAAGAAAAAGAAGAAGCCAGCCGGGAAUCCCGCGCGCGGCUUUGCAACGACUUCCAUCGCGAGCAAGCCGAAGCAGGAAAAGACAGCCGCUCCAAAGGAAGAAGCGGCCGUGCCAAAGCAGGAAACCGCCGUCUCACUGGAACCCGUCUCGCAAACCCCUCAGAGCAAACCAUCGCGUACGGAGGUUGAACAAACCCCGGAAGAGCUAGAGGCUCAGCUCGAGCGCGACGAGCUUCAAUUGCUUGUUGAAAAGCAUGCAUCAAAGGCACGGCGAGAAUCCCGCCGACAGGCCUUGAAGAUCCAGACCGACAGACGUGUUCUCCGUGGCCAGUCCGAAUCAGUCACUGUACAUGACUGGCUCUCCAAGGACAUCAUGGAAAACAUCAUCUCCCUUGCUCAAGCCGAGUCGACAGACUCAAACUUACGCCAGGGCCAGCACUCGCUGUUGAAGAUUCUUUCCGAAGACGAUGCCAUAUCCAAGCUGUGGAUGUUAGACUUGACGUUACGUGACUUAGGCUUCUCUUCCAGCCACAUUGAGCCCGUCCUGCGUUGGGUCUGCGCUAAUGCUGUCAAUGUCGAUACUCCUGCCGGUAUAUGGGGCCUGCAAGAGGCACUAGAGUGGCUAGCUCUCGGUCACUGCGAUGAUUCUUCGUUCUCGUACGAACAACCAAAGACGAGACGUCCUGUGGCGGAUACCCCAGACUCGUCGCGGCCCGGCACCCCUCUUCCCAGUGUUUUCACUGUCGAUUCAGUCAAAGGCUCAGAUGGCGAGAUAUCCAGGGCUUCCACUCCGAAUUUGCCUGCCCAUGCUAACGUCCCGCAUGCUGAAACCGAUGACAGCGAAAUAGCCGUCAGCGAUUUGGACAGCGAUCUAGAGCUAGAUCAACUAGUUCCCGCCUAUCUCAGGAUCAAGGGCAAGUUGUUCGAAAUUGACCCUGAUGCAGUUGAGUCAAAACCACGGAAGCAAGCCAAAGGCGCUAAAAGUCGAAAUGCGAAGACAGCCAAUGCAGCUCGGCCUCCGGCAGUCCGAAAGCUUCUGUCACAGCUCCAGCAGCUGGAGUCGGAUGCUCUAUUUGACCAAGCAGAGGCUGACGCACAGUGGCCUGAGAAACGAAAUCAGAUUGCCCAGAUGAAAGCGGCCCAAAGACAAGAGCAGAACGCUCCAUCAACUGCCCCAAAUGUAACUGUUGGAGCGACGAGGGGUCCGCUAUCCCCAAGCGUGAAUGGGGACCCAGACUCCCAGUCAGAAGCAGCCGGUUCCCUCUUCGACGGCGAUGACGCCGGGUUGUUGGGCGAUAUGUUCUCCGCCGUCCCGGACCAGCACGCCCCAGGCGAAGUAGCUACCGAGAGCGCUACGUCCAUUAUGUUGCGUGAUUUUGGCAAACGGACCGGUUUGUCUCCGAGGCGACUCUUAGAGGAAGCGGUUCGCUCGAGAGAUCCUGGAGCUCGAGUAGCAUAUAAGCUGGUCUCCCCUACUACCUAUUCGUGCCGACAUUCAUUAGUCAUUACCUGGUCCAAGGAACAAGUCAUCGACUAUGACACGGAAAUCCUUGGGGUGAGCUGCACCGUUUCGCGGACUCAAGCCAAGUUUGAAGCGUCCACCUUGGCUGCCAUCUCAAUCGACCAGAGCGAGAGCUUUAUUGCUACUGCGGCCCUUUUCUCUAUCUCAGCGUCUUCCACCAAGGAAGAGAAAGUAUAUCUCCGACUGCCGUCUAACUGGAGGGAGCUUUACAGAGAUUUCCUCGAACAUCGGAAAAACCGCGUUGAUAGUGCAGAUCGCGACACAGUCAAACACUUACGUUCCCUCAUCCAAGACCAGUUGGAAAAUGAGGAAUCUGAAGGUGUCGUACUUACCAGCCGAUUCAAGAUGCGAAACCAGGCGGCAGCAAGCUCGAGCGUGUCCAGCUCCGGCCACAGCACGCCUUCCGAGAACUCACAGGUUCUUAGGGAUUUAUGGAAUCAAAAGUCGUCCACAACUGCAUUUCAACGUAUGCUGUCCUUUCGAUGGACGCUUCCCGUUUUCGGAUUCCGCGAGUACAUUAUGUCGACAAUCGAGAAGCAUCAGGUAACGCUCAUUUGCGGUGAGACUGGCUGUGGGAAGAGCACGCAAAUUCCAUCAUUUGUCCUCGAACACGAGCUCUCUCUCGGCAGGACUUGCAAGAUAUUUUGUACUGAACCCAGACGCAUUUCAGCGAUAUCAUUGGCUCAGCGUGUCAGCGACGAGUUGGGCGAAGCACCAAAGGAUCUCGGGACGCCUCGCUCUCUAGUUGGCUACGCUAUCCGAUUAGAGACCAAAACCUCGGCCCAGACUAGGCUUGUGUAUGCUACUGUAGGUGUAGUUUUGCGUAUGUUGGAGUCCUCGCGGGGUCUGGAAGAAGUCACGCAUUUGAUCAUUGACGAAGUCCACGAGCGAAGCAUCGACACCGAUUUCCUACUCAUUAUUCUUCGCUCCCUCAUGGUCCUCCGACCUGAGUUGAAGGUUAUAUUGAUGAGUGCUACUGUCGAUGCACAGCGAUUCUCGAAGUAUCUCAACGAUGCACCAGUCUUGAACGUUCCCGGCCGGACUUUCCCCGUCGAAACGAAGUAUCUAGAGGAUGCCAUCGAGAUGACCCACUACAGCGCAUCGGCCGAAGACCGACUCGACGAUUCAGACACCAGCGGAGCGGAAGAGGAUGGGCCCAAGGACAAGUCAGGUAUUCCAAGCCAGCUAUCGGGCUAUAGCUCAGCGACCCGCAACGUACUAUCAAACUACGAUGAGUACGCCAUCGAUUACGAAUUGAUUGUCAGCCUGGCCGAGACUGUUGCAUACGACCCGCAGCUGAGCAGAUACAGCAACGCUAUUCUAGUCUUCCUUCCCGGCAUCGCAGAGAUCCGCCAGCUCAACGAUAUGCUAAUCGCCCACCCUUCAUUCAAACAAAACUGGCUGAUCUAUCCUCUGCAUUCCACCAUAUCGAGCGAAGAGCAACAAGCAGCAUUUCUGCUUCCGCCCCCUGGCGUCAGGAAGAUUGUGCUUGCGACCAAUAUCGCAGAGACAGGUGUUACCAUUCCCGAUAUUACCUGCGUAAUAGAUACUGGGAAACACAAAGAGAUGCGCUUCGACGAGCGUAGACAGCUAUCGCGCCUUACGCAGUCGUUCAUCUCACGUGCGAACGCCAAGCAGCGGCGAGGUCGUUCCGGACGCGUUCAAGAGGGCCUCUGUUUCCACCUCUUCACGAAAUACCGCCACGAUAACCUGAUGACGAAUCAGCAGACGCCGGAAAUGCUGAGACUAUCGCUUCAAGAUCUCGUCAUGCGCACCAAGAUUUGCAAGCUCGGGGACAUCGAGAAAACGCUCUCUGAAGCUUUGGAUCCGCCAUCCUCGCGCAACAUUCGUCGCGCAAUAGACGCACUUAUCGAAGUUGAUGCCCUCACUACGAACGAAGAGCUUACGUCUCUUGGACGCCAGAUUGCGAAGCUUCCGCUAGAUGCGCAUCUUGGCAAGCUUGUCCUAUUAGCAAGCGUCUGUGGCUGUGUUGAUGCCGCAAUCACUAUUGCUGCCGUCCUAUCCUCCAAAUCGCCAUUCCUCACACCCUUUGGCGCGCGUCAGCGGGCAGACGCCGCUCGUCUAUCGUUCAAGAAGGGCGAUUCAGACUUGCUGACGACGUACAACGCUUACAAAUCCUGGAAGGCCGUUUGCACUACGCGAGGUCGUUCUGAGACGCAAUUUUGUCAUAAGAACUUUCUCAGCUCCCAAAACCUGGGCAACAUUGAGGAUCUCAAAGCACAGUUGUUGUCAUCUUUGGUUGAGGCAGGUUUUAUCCAAAUGUCGGCCGAUGAGCGUCAGGCACUUAGCCGCUACCGUAGCAGUCCUCGAUAUCGCAUGUUCGUCACGGUGCCAGCGCAAUAUGGCGUUCACUCCGACAACGAUAUCCUCGUCAACUCAGUUAUCGCGACAGCCCUUUAUCCGAAGAUACUCACCCGCGAGGGGAAGGGUUGGCGCAACAUCGCGAACAACCAGACCGUUAGUCUUGCGCCCACGUCGGUCAACAAAGCUUCAUCCAUCAAUCCUAUUACCGCAAAGUAUCUCUCCUACUAUCACAUCAUGCAGUCCUCGAAUAAGUUUUACAAUGCCCACUCGACAUCCAUCGUACAUCCUCUUCCCAUGAUCCUAAUGGUCGGAGCGGAUUUAGACUUUAAGCUACAUGCCGGCGUUAUUAGCUCGCCGGGCAACGCGCUCCGGUUUGCGGUCAAAGAUUGGGAGGCAGCCGUCGCUUUGAAGGUGCUACGUCGACGGGUUAAGGAGAUCUUGGCCGGCAGUUGGAAGAAUCCGGGUCGACAUAUGAGUGGUCGGGAGAGGGAGUGGUUGGGUUUGUUCUUCAAGAUUUUUGAUGACCGCUUCGAGCGUGAGAAUCGAAUUCGGGAACGGGGUGCCGCGAAGGGCAAAUGAAAAGGCUGUUAUUCUCGCAGCAGCCUUAGCUUUGGUAAGCUUGUGGUAGCGAGCCCUCCGUGUAGGGUAACAUUGUUGGCUUAUCCCGAAUACACAUCCAGGCAUCACAAGGACGUCC